This is a messenger RNA of Candidula unifasciata, 230 nucleotides long. Lineage: Eukaryota; Metazoa; Mollusca; Gastropoda; Stylommatophora; Geomitridae. The record is from the annotation of a GenBank genome assembly.
AUAAAAAUAAAGCACGAAUGGACGGCAUCAUAGAUCAGGUGGAAUGUCACAUCUGCAGCACAAACUUAACCUACCUAAACUCUCAGCGAAGACAGCAGCAUGUGAAUCAGUGCAUUGAUAAGGAAGAUGCAACUAGGCAAGAAGAGACAGAGCACCAGCGACAGAUAGAGGUUGCCAGGACAUCUGUACUCAAUUGUCCUAUGUGUGGAAAGAAGUUCAAAGUUCAGUCA